Molecule: messenger RNA, 812 nt
Organism: Mollisia scopiformis
Lineage: Eukaryota; Fungi; Ascomycota; Leotiomycetes; Helotiales; Mollisiaceae
Exons: 1
Coding region: 253-687 (144 amino acids)
Source: RefSeq, a predicted model, not a curated record
UCUGCAUCUCCUGCCGGUCACGGCCGAAAUGUCUCUUCUAUUAGACAACGACACGUGGAGAUUGAAGUACUGUACACAGUGCAUGUACUACAUGUACCUCGUACAUGCGGGUAACGUAAAGAGAAUAUGACACUUGAUAGAGCGUCGCCGACAAUUCGAUCGCGGAUCAGCGAUAGGCACAGUCAGUACCUUGACCAAAGUACUGUGUAGUACGGUACAAAGGAGGCAAGCUCCUUGGUGCAUCCCCUUGGUAUGCGGUGGCGCUGCAGAGCUAAUGCUCUUCCUAUCACAUCGGUCACCUCACUUCUCAUUUCUCCUUUUCUAGCUCUGUAUUUCACAGGACGGCGAGUACUACUACGUCCAUACCGUGAUGGCUUCGAUUUGGCAACAUCACGAACCGGCAACAUCGCUUUCCCAGAACCACAUUGCCUUUCCCAUCUGUCGAAGCCUGCUUCACUUGAAGGGUGUCAGAAUUCUUUCUUCUCAGCUCUGGGCUCACGUGUCGUCCUGGGAGAUAUCUAUUCACGGCGCCACUUGGCGGUGUGUGGCGGUCAAGAUAGUCUGCUAAACCGGAUGCACCCAAGCCUUUGGCUCUGGCCUGGGAAAACUUCACACCGCAAUUUGCUGAACUGGACUGAGAUUGGACCGUCUGAGGACCGAACGCUCUGCAUGUCUUCGAUUCGAUAAGAACGCCGCUGGCCAGUUUGGUUCACCUACAUAAUAUAAAACUGCAAUAAUGGGGCACUGUGUGCAAUAUGCGAAUGACCUUUAUGGGUCGUUAUCUUAUGGCUUGACCGGCUCCAGAUUCUGAA